GCACACCAGAAGGCGCUAUAUUCUGUUACGUGGCUUUGGAGCCACUUUGGGUUUCACUUUUGAUUCAGAGCCACUACGAGGGACUGCAGCUCUAUUCUCUAUUUUCUCUUUGCCUCACGACACUUUAACAGGAACCCCAAACAGAAAAUCAUCAUAAAACAGAUGGACAGUGAUAUGGAGGAGGAAAAUCAGUUCGAGGAGGCCAAGAAAGAGCUGGAGACAUGGAAGACUAAAGUGGAGAGAGCUGAUGAUGUCAAAUCCAGGCUCAUAAUGGAAAAACUGGAAGAAGAUGAAGCCAAGAAGAUUGCCAAGGAGGAGAUGAAGGCUUUGGCCAAUGAGCGAGCUGAGUGUGAGGAGGACUUCAGUCAGAGAAUGUGUGCAGUAAAGGAGGAAAUCCUGAAAGUUUCUAAACGCAAACAGGAUUUGCUGGAUAAACUGAAGAGAUUUCAGGCUGAACUGCAGAAUAAGAGGGCAGAGUCCACCAAACUGAAGCAGAAAUUCAAGAUCUAUGCCCAGAUUCCAGACACAGAGGUAAGGUUCAGCGCUCAGGAAAAAGAGGAAAGUGAUGAUGGCAGUCAGCCAAUCAGAGGAGUGUUCAUCAUCAGCCAGAGAUCAACUGUGCCUCUGCAGGGAGGACAGGCACUUAUCACCUUCGAGGAGGAGAAAGUGGCCUCUCAGAUCCUGAAGAUGCCCAAGUGCUCCGUGUCCUAUGAGGGCAAGAGUCUCAAUGUGAAACCAAAACGCAUAACCAUGGAUCCUGCUGUGAAGUUUGAGGUCCACCUUGAUGUCUCUAGAAAGGAGCUCAAGGUUUCCAGCAUCCCUCCUUCCAUGCCAGAGGAGAGAAUGAAGGACCGACUGGAGAUAAGUUUCUCUCGGCCCAGCAGAGGAGGAGGAGAGGUGGAGGGGGUGGAGUACGAUAAGAACACCGGGACAGGACUCAUCACCUUUCUUCACCCUGGAGUUGCUGAGGUCCUGGCCCUGAGAGGGAAGUACCUAGUGGACCUGGAUUCGGAAGUGAAUGUCCAGGUUGGACCUGUUUACAAACAGGAGCUGCGUAAGUUUCAGACCUUCUGUGGCUCUCCGAAACGAACCAUCCUCCUGAAUGACAUCAAGGACAUCACGGACAUCAUGGACGAGGACGAAGUGCAGGACAUAAUAGAGCUCCACUUCCAGAAGACCAGUAACCGUGGCGGUGAGAUAGAGAGCAUCAAGUACGUAUCUCGGGAGAAGGCUCUGCAGGCCUUUUUCUGUGAGGAUGCUGAGAAGAGAGACGGCUGAUAUUUCACCAGCCAGGGGCAAAACCUAGAGACAGCUCCAAAAUUUAAAACCAGUCUCCCAAUGAUUGUUAGAAACAGAAAUGUUUAUGAUAAUGUCAGAGAAGCUUGUUGAAAAUCUAUAAUGCCCAAAUUGAAUAGAAGAAUUUGGAAAAAAUUGUUUAUUCUGAGAGUCAAAUGAAAAGAUGCAGUGAUUUAAUCUCUCUGUGUUAAAAUAGAGUAAAAGUGUCCCUAAGCACUUGACUGUGACCCGUAACAUGUUCCACAUAGUCCCACAGUUCUGUCCUGACACAUUUAAUACUAAUGUCUACUUGCUAAACGAUGUAAAAUGUGUUAUCACAUGUUUCAUUCAUUCAAUUGUGUGUUUGCUUACUCACAAAUACAAUGUUUGAAGAGGAAUUGCUCUUUUGCAGUUAAUCAGGUCGGGGCUGUGAGAAGACACAGCCUCACAUGACAGAUUCUGGUGGUUACAGAAGGCUGCUUGUCCUCUAUCUGUAUAAUCAUGCUAAAGUGUAAAAAAAUGCAGCCCUUGCACUAUUCUGUUCUAAUACAGCGCUGUUGUAUCUCAGCCUUCAUCUAAAUCUGUGUUGCUUUCACACAGACCUGUUAUCUGUCUGUAUAUCUGAUAACAGGUUUAAAAUUGUUACUAUGCUCUUCUCUUCUUCACUGGGCUUAUUAAAAGUUCUAAAUCAA
Hippoglossus stenolepis (Pacific halibut) is the source of this 1967-nucleotide messenger RNA. It is a transcript of the gene nmi, whose product is annotated as N-myc (and STAT) interactor. The coding region runs from base 163 to 1278 and encodes 371 amino acids. The record is from RefSeq and is a predicted model, not a curated record. The transcript is spliced from 9 exons. Lineage: Eukaryota; Metazoa; Chordata; Actinopteri; Pleuronectiformes; Pleuronectidae. Gene Ontology annotation, cellular component: cytoplasm.